This is a messenger RNA of Nothoprocta perdicaria, 720 nucleotides long. RefSeq names its product claudin 16 (gene CLDN16). The transcript is spliced from 5 exons. Gene Ontology annotation, cellular component: plasma membrane; bicellular tight junction. Gene Ontology annotation, molecular function: structural molecule activity. Gene Ontology annotation, biological process: cell adhesion; bicellular tight junction assembly. Lineage: Eukaryota; Metazoa; Chordata; Aves; Tinamiformes; Tinamidae. The coding region runs from base 7 to 720 and encodes 237 amino acids. The record is from RefSeq and is a predicted model, not a curated record.
GCUGGGAUGAAGUAUUUCCUCCAGUAUGUUGCUUGUUUUUUUGCCUUUUUCUCUACUGGGUUUUUGAUAGCGUCUACUUGGACAGACUGCUGGAUGGUGAAUGCUGAUGACUCCCUGGAGGUGAGUACAAAAUGCCGUGGCCUGUGGUGGGAAUGUGUCACAAAUGUUUUUGAUGGGAUCCAAACCUGCGAUGAGUAUGACUCCAUCUACGCCGAGCACCCUGUGAAGCUGGUGCUGACCCGAGCCAUGAUGAUCACAGCAGAUAUCCUGGCAGGAUUUGGAUUUCUCUUCCUCCUUCUGGGACUAGACUGUGUUAAAUUCCUUCCAGAUGAGCCACUCAUCAAGUUGCGCAUCUGCGUGGUGUCUGGAGUUACCUUGCUCAUUGCAGGUGUCCCAGGCAUUACGGGCUCGCUGUGGUACGCCAUUGACGUCUACGUGGAGCGCUCCUCGCUGGUCUUCCACAACGUGUUCCUGGGAAUCCAGUACAAGUUUGGCUGGUCGUGCUGGCUCGGCAUGGCGGGGUCCCUCGGGUGUUUCUUGUCUGGGGCUGUGCUCACCUGCUGCAUGUAUCUCUUCAGAGAUACCAACUCCGGGAGACUUCAUUCUGCUCAGUCCUUCAGGAAAGGCUAUUCCCCAGCUGGGACGAUCUUAACAAACGUGCAUUUGCCAUCUUCACAAACAGCUACUGCCAAAAUGUAUGCAGUGGACACAAGAGUAUGA